Musca domestica (house fly) is the source of this 2533-nucleotide messenger RNA. Its product is annotated as serine/threonine-protein kinase RIO1-like. Lineage: Eukaryota; Metazoa; Arthropoda; Insecta; Diptera; Muscidae. The coding region runs from base 158 to 1975 and encodes 605 amino acids. Gene Ontology annotation, biological process: maturation of SSU-rRNA. The record is from RefSeq and is a predicted model, not a curated record. The transcript has 2 exons. Gene Ontology annotation, molecular function: protein serine/threonine kinase activity; ATP binding. Gene Ontology annotation, cellular component: preribosome, small subunit precursor; cytosol.
AAACAAUAAACACGUGCAUAGAGAGAACAGCAGAAAUUUGUUGAAUUGUUUCGCAAUUGAGAAAAACUCUAUAUAUUUAACAGUUUAAGUAUUUUUUUAUCAAAUAUUCCUUGCCAAUUUGGUAAUUUAUGUGAGAGUAGUGGAGUUUUGACACAAAAUGACCGAUUUACAUCAAUUUAGUGAUGCCGAAGAAGAUGAAGAGAUACCAUAUAAGGAAAACCUAGUUACCGGUUUCAAGAAGCUAACGGUUAAGGAUGAAAUCUUUAAAGAUUUAAAAGAUGUAGUGGACAAGACAACGGACGACUUAAAGGAGAUAAUUUUAGCCCAAGAAGAGGAGGCUGACGAUGAUGCUGAGGAGGAUGAGAAUGACGACCCCAACAAUGCCUAUGACUAUUAUGACGACGAGGAUGAUGAUAUAGAUUAUCAGGAUAACUAUGAUUAUGAGGAAAAUUAUGCCGGCUUUCAAAAACACAAUACACACAAUCACCUCUCUGCCUCGUCAGGAACGGGUGGAGGAGGUGGUGGUGGCGGCGGUGCCUCACAACGUGUUAGCAGUUAUCAACCCAACGAAAAGUUAUUCACACGGUAUUCAGCCCGUAUAAAUGUGGAAAAAUAUGAUCCCACAACAAAUAUGUCUGCCCAGGCGGCAAAUCGUUUGGUAUCCUUCGAUUCCAAACAGGACAAUAAGAUUAAAAUACGUGAUAAACAUGAUCGGGCGACGGCAGAGCAAGUCAUGGAUCCCCGAACACGUAUGAUCUUGUUUAAACUCUUAAAUCGUGGCCUGAUUCAAGAAAUCAAUGGCUGUAUUUCCACGGGCAAGGAGGCCAAUGUCUAUCAUGCAGUUUCAAGGGAUACCGAUGAUGAGUUUGCCAUUAAAAUCUAUAAAACAUCCAUCUUGGUAUUCAAAGAUCGCGAUAAGUAUGUGAGUGGCGAGUUUCGUUUUCGCCACGGCUAUUGUCGCCACAAUCCCAGAAAAAUGGUACGCACCUGGGCCGAAAAGGAAAUGAGAAAUUAUUUGAGAAUGUUCAAUGCUGGGGUGCCCGUACCGGAACCAAUACUUCUGAGGUCUCAUGUUUUGGUCAUGCGCUUUUGUGGUAAAAAUGGCUGGCCCUCGCCCAAAUUAAAAGAUGUUGAACUGACCACAUCAAAGGCCCGCGAACUGUAUCGCGACUGUGUGGUUCUGAUGUGGAAAAUUUAUAACAAAUGUCGUCUGGUCCAUGCCGAUCUUUCGGAAUUUAACAUUCUCGUUCAAGAUGGCCAGUUGAUUAUAAUUGAUGUCUCACAGUCCGUGGAGCACGAUCAUCCGCAUGCCUUUGAUUUCUUGCGUAAGGAUUGUACAAAUGUAUCGGAAUUUUUCCGUAAAAAAGCUGUGGCCACCAUGACCGUCAAAGAGUUGUUUGAUUUUAUUACCGAUCAAACAAUUACCGAGGAAAAUAUGGAAACUUGCUUGGAAAAGAUAUCGGAAAAAAUCAAAGAUCGUGAUUUUGAGGCAAUCACAGCCCAGGAAAAAAUCGAUGAGGCUGUGUGGCAACAAACCUUUAUACCCAAGCGUCUGGAUGAGGUACGUUAUUUUGAGCGUGAUGUAGACAAGGUGAAAAAGGGAGAGAAGCAAAAUUUGAUUUAUGGCAAAAUUACGGGCCUCAAUGAAAAGCUGGAGGUACAAAAGAAGCCGGCAAUUUUGUCGGAAAAGGAGCGAGAAGAGAAUGAGAAAAAUUCGAAUAAAACAAAGGCAGAUGGUGAAAAUGAUGAGGAAGAGGAGGACGAGGAGGGUGAUGAGGAUGGCGAAGAAGGUGAUUCCAGUGAUGAUGAAGAUCAAACGAAAUUCAAAAAUUCCGCCAGACCCCGUGAUGAGUCGCCGGAAAGUAAAAAGGCCCGCAAAAAGGCUGUUAAAGAGGCCCAGGCCGAGAAACGCAAAGUGAAAGUUAAAAAACAUGUCAAGAAACGUAAAGAGAAAAUGGCCAGUGCCAAGAAGUAAGAGUUGUAAUAGUUUUUUCUUUUAAACUAAUUUUGUAAUAUAUUUAGAGGAAAAUAAAUAUAGUUUUUUUUAACCACUUGCAUGUAAGAAAAUCCGUUUCGAAAUGUAAAUAAUUUGUAAAUGGAAAUAAAUUUUACUAAACUACACUGGAUAGAAAGAGCGGAAGUAUUCUUAAAAAUAGGACUUCUAGAAUCUCGUAGUUAAAAUUUUCCUGAUUUACAGUGGUUCUACAGGUCACAAUUUAAAACCAAUCGGACAGGGAAGAAGUCGAGCAUUUUGUAUGGCACGACGGAGUGGGUAAAUAAGGGUAACAUCUGGGCACGACUCUAUGACAUUAUUUCAAAAACGAAAUUUUCCAAAAUGGAUUUCGACAUGAGGGGCUUCCAACAUAUUGUAGGGUAUCACAUGGUCGGCCCCGCACGACUAUAGCUUUUGCUUUCUUAUUUCUUUUGCAUUUUAUUAUUAUUAAAAAAACAAUAUGGAAUUAUGUUCACCACUUCACAUAAAAUAUAACUUCAUUUAACAUUCUUUGGAUGAAUGAAAUAUUCAAUAUUUUUU